Molecule: messenger RNA, 2997 nt
Organism: Eimeria mitis
Lineage: Eukaryota; Apicomplexa; Conoidasida; Eucoccidiorida; Eimeriidae
Exons: 16
Coding region: 1-2997 (998 amino acids)
Molecular function (GO): hydrolase activity
Source: RefSeq, a predicted model, not a curated record
AUGUGGCACAACCUCUGGGAUGAGUGCACAAGCCCUCUUCUUGCCCAGGUUGAUCGUUUUGUCCUCUUCGGCGACCUGCAUGUAAGCGAUGCGACAUUACCUACCUGCCUGGAUGCCCUUUCUCUUGUGCAGCAAGCUUGCAAACGCCACAGUAGCUCUGUUGGCACAGGCAAGCAGAAAGAGCUCACAGCUGUCGCUGCUCCAUCCGGAGAAGGCAUUCAGAAGUUGCAGGAAAGGCCUGCCGCUGCCGUGUUUUUGGGGGACUUUUGGCACUCGCGUGUCGAGAGGCAUCUGCAUUGGGGCCUCCUCAGACCUGUUCUUGAGUUCUGGGAACAGUGGGACAUUCCAGUUGUGAUGCUGCCCGGGAAUCAUGAUCAACUGUCUUACGAAGCAGGGCGGGACUUGCUGCAACCCCUGGAAAGAGCUGCUUCUCGAAGUCCUCUGGUAUUGGCGUUGAGACGGCCAACUCUGAUCAACAAAGAGCUGUUGUUCUUGCCGCAUAUUCGUGAGACCAGCAAACUGGAACGAAUCAUGCUCCAGGCUAAACAGUGCAAGACACUUCGCGCUGUUUUCGGUCACCUGAGUGUUCGUGGAGCCUCUUUAAGCCCCUUUGCUGAGGAAGGUGGGGCUCUACUGAACGAUGGCAUAGACAUUGAUCUACUGCCAGAUGUCCAUGUAUACUCUGGCCACAUACAUACGCCGCAGCUCGUCGGCAAACAGGUUCGCUACGUGGGUUCACUCUACCAGACAUCUCUCGCGGAGGCAUAUCAGCGCAAGUGCCUUUAUACCAUUUCUAGAUCGUGUGGCUUUGGAGUGGUAGAUGUACAAGAAUCCGCCGUUGGUCCGAGGCACUUCCCGCUGAGGGAUCCGCGACUCCUGCCCUCACCGAAAGCUCUGCGCCGUGGGGACAGAGUUAUUUUGCUACCGAGAAUCCCAGCUGAUUCGCCCUGCAGCCAGACUGCUGCUCCAUCGCCAACUCUUGAUGGUAGUGGAGGGCAGCAACCAACACAGCAUGACACAGACGGCACUGCAGGAUCGACGCAGAAGUCAUAUGCAGCUUCCGCAGAUGUAGAAAAUUCCAUGCUCAAGAUAAUGCCUGGGCGCGACCACGCCAAUACCAGCUGCGCUCAGUCCUUCAGCUCAGCUUUGGAAGGAGAUAAUGGGUCAGACACCACCUUGAAUGAGCCGUGGAUGAGCAGGAACAGUGAAUUGAAUGCGGAGCAGCUUCUCCAAAUAUCUGAAGCCUACAGAGAGGCCGGCAUAUUGUUCGACUGCCGCAUCAGCCCGCUUGCAUCUACUCCCUCACUUUCACAGCAAGCAUCUGUCGAUCUAGGGAAGGAACAUCAGCAAAAUUCAACCCCACUGAACACUGGGUCACAAGACCUCACCAAUUCUGUUACCACGCGUACACAGAAUGCCUCUGCUGGGGUAUUCAGCGCUGCCGAAAAACAGACGAUCACGAAUACCGCUUUGCAUUCCUCUGCUAGUUUUGACCAUCUGCUGCCAGAUGCCCUCACAUCCCCCUUAGGGCUCCUCGUGCACCAUGGACUAAUACCCGUGGAAAACCGCCCGCCACGCGAGGCGCUGCGUGUGUAUGCUGAUCAAGUCGUGAAGGAUGGCUCUCAAAGCUUCAGCAAACAGGCCUUGGAAGCAGCCGAUGCGAUACUUCGGGAGCAGCUUGAAGGCGCUUCUACGGAUGGGGCUGAAAGGGCUUUCUCCUCUAAUACAAUGACAAAUGGAGCAUGGCCACAUGGCAGCGCAGACCUGGUGCUACAUCAUGCACGUGUCCAGUCCUUUGGACCCUACAGUGGCGUCGUUCGAUUCGACCUGCGCCAACGUGGUUUGGUUUUCAUCGAAGGAACCAAGGAUGCCAAAACAAGGGGAAGAUUUGUUUCUGCAAACGGCGCUGGUAAAUCAACUAUGAUGCAAGCCGUCCUUUGGGCACUCGUAGGUGACUCAGUGUGUAGCGGUUUCACGGCUGUUGCGGGGAGACCCAAAGUAACAGGUGUUGUUUGCGAUGACGUGCCACACCCUUCCAGCUCGACCUGCGAGGUAGCGGACAGCUGCACGGGUGACGGAGGAAACACCGCUUCAGGGGAGGGGGAGUCGCUCCCUUGCCUUAGCGCCGAAGAUCGUUUCGCGUCUGUUGAACUUGAAGGUGAAAUCAAUGGAGAGUCAUUUUGUGUGCGGCGAAGACGUUGGCGUUCGGGGCGCUCCGAGUUGACGCUGCAGGUUGGGGGCAGGGACAUGACAGCUCAAAGCGCCGCAGACACGCAACGAGAGGCAUUGCUGACACUCCUUCUCCCACUUGACAUUUGGACGGCCGCGACAGGAGCAGUGCGCACAAAGCAGCGGAUGCUGAGCAAGGCAGCUGAGUCCCUUGACUUGGUGGCGGCAGUCAGAGUAAGAGACCUUCGGCGUCUCGUAGGCAAAAGAAGACUUUUAUCUUUCCCGAAUACGCUGAAGGCAGGAUUGCCUGCUGGCGCGCCUUGCGGAGAUACUGGUUCUGACUCUACUGCGAAACCUUCUGGCGUAGCUGUGGACUCUAGAGAAGACGCAUGUAACCCUGUUCUUCCCGACUCACGUGGGGAUAGGCCGACGCUUACGCAAGCAAGAAGAUUGCAGAGGCUUAUUUCACUGCUGCGUUCCAGGGCAGCGUUCUAUACAUCUCAGAAAGCAGUGCUUGAGGAGGUGGAGCAGCACCUUGGUCCCCAAGGUAUUCAGCGCCAUUUGCUUGCAGAGAGAACCAUCCAGCAAGCGUCGAACGGGCAGCGGCAAUUGCUCGGCUUGUGUCUGUACCUAGCAUUUGUGAUUAUCCUUAAGCGUCGCGCUGGCCUCCGAUGCAAUGUUCUCCUCCUAGACGAGCCCUUUUUGUCGCUUGAUCGCGUAAACGAGGUCUCCGUCCUCGCAAGUGGCGACAUAUUCUUGAUGCCGUGGACACUAUCGCUAUUCAUAGUAAAUCUGGGCAUCGUAAUAUUAGUACGUCUGUCUUUUUAA